AUGAGGGCUGGUGUGAUCACUGACAUUGAGGCAGAGGACAGAGUGCUCUCUCAGAUGGAGGAGGAGGGCAGGCUGGGCCCGGAGGCUUUGCACAGAAGUGGUGAUGUUGGAGAGAAGGAGAGAGAGUGUGACGACAUCAGCUGUGAUUCUGGUGUUCCUGGAGGCUGGGGAGUGUUAUCUUGUUUUUCCUGGUUGUUAUCCAUAGAAACGUCCUUGGGUGUUGAUUCACCAUCCAGCUGUAGUGAGGUCCUUGCUUCCAAUGUUUCUGAUAAUAGAGUCACCCACUAUCAGCGUGCUUGGCUUGGCUGCUGUCUGAGUGGAGCGCCGCUGCCUGUUCAGGCCCAACACACAGAGCAUCAGAUUAAGGAAGAGUUUGAGAAACUUCACCAGUUUCUACGAGAUGAAGAGGCAGUCAGGAUCGCUGCACUGAGAGAGGAAGAGGAGCAGAAGAGUCAGAUGAUGAAGGAGAAGAUUGAGAAGUUGAGCAGAGACAUAUCAUCUCUUUCAGACACAAUCAGAGCCAUAGAAGAGGAGAUGAGAGUUGAAGGCAUCCUGUUCUUACAAAACUACAAGGCCACAGUGAAAAGAGCCCAGUGCACACUGCAGCAUCCAGAGGAGCUUUCAGGAGCACUGAUCCAUGUGGCAAAACAUCUUGCCAACCUGAAGUUCAGAGUCUGGGAGAAGAUGCAGGACACUGUCCAAUACACACCUGUAACUCUGGACCCCAACACUGUUCAUCCUAAACUCAUUGCAUAUGAUGAUCUGACCAGUGUGAGAUUCAGUGAUGAGAGACAAAAACUUCCAGAUAAUCCAGAGAGAUUUGAUAAACAUUGGUGUAUCCUGGGCUCUGAUGGCUUUAACUCAGGGACACACUGCUGGGAUGUUGAUGUUGGAGACUGUACAGUCUGGUAUGUGGGUGUGAUGACAGAAUCUGCUCAGAGGAAGGGGAGGAUAUUCUCCAGUAGUGGAAUCUGGCAUGUGCGGUAUUAUAAAGGCAAAUAUGGAGCACGUUCUACACCACAGACAUUGACUCCACUCUCAAUAGAACAGAAACUACAGAGGAUCAGAGUGAAACUGGACUGGGACAGAGGAAAGCUGUCAUUCUCUGACCCUCUUACUAACACACACGUACACACUUUCACACACACAUUUACUGGUAAAUUACUGCCAUAUCUAUGUGUUUUUGCUAAUGAAUCUCCUCUAAAGAUCCUCCCACUUCAGUGCUCUGUAAGAGUGAAUCAGAUCAGUUAGAGCUCAUAUUGUUUUAUUCCAGUUUAUUAAUGAAAUGUUGCAGAUUAAAAGAUUCAGAUUCUUUGUGAAA
This is a messenger RNA of Tachysurus vachellii, 1321 nucleotides long. RefSeq names its product E3 ubiquitin-protein ligase TRIM35-like. The coding region runs from base 1 to 1251 and encodes 416 amino acids. The transcript has 6 exons. NCBI's taxonomy places the organism in Eukaryota, Metazoa, Chordata, Actinopteri, Siluriformes, Bagridae. The record is from RefSeq and is a predicted model, not a curated record. Gene Ontology annotation, molecular function: protein binding.